This is a messenger RNA of Trichoderma gamsii, 1692 nucleotides long. RefSeq lists its product as hypothetical. Gene Ontology annotation, molecular function: metalloaminopeptidase activity; zinc ion binding. The record is from RefSeq and is a predicted model, not a curated record. Lineage: Eukaryota; Fungi; Ascomycota; Sordariomycetes; Hypocreales; Hypocreaceae. Bases 1 to 1692 code for a protein of 563 amino acids. The transcript has 2 exons. Gene Ontology annotation, biological process: proteolysis. Gene Ontology annotation, cellular component: fungal-type vacuole.
AUGACUCGCCGCGUUCCUUCUGCUCUGUCUCUCCGACAACAAGCCUCUGCCUAUUCAACCACUUCUGCUUCUUCUGUUGCCAGUUCAUCAACUGCCUCUACCGCGCGGAUCCCAGCGCCAACCGCCCCAGUUCAAUCUCUUGCUUCCUCGAAGCACUUUGUUCUCGCAGAUAUGAACGGCCGCCCGUCUGUCGAUAGCCGCGCCUGCAUCAAAUGCAUCGCCAAGCUGUCGCCCAGCGAGAUUCAGCAGGUGAACUGGCACAUCGCCGAGGAGAACAAGUGCCAACUCUGCGCCGUGAAGGACCUCAAGCCUGAAGCGUUUACCAAGCCCUUCCUCGACUUUUUGCGCGAGAACCCGACCGUCUUCCACGCUGUUGACUACUUCAAGUCGAAGCUGAAUGAUGCUGGAUACGAAGAGCUUCCGGCGCGCGACUCCUGGGCCAACAAGAUCCAACCUGGCGGCAAGUACUGGGUUACGCGCAAUGGCAGCUCCAUCAUCGCAUUCGCCGUUGGCAAGGCCUACAAGCCUGGCAACGGCGUCGGCAUGAUCGCCGGUCACAUCGACGCCCUCACCGCCCGACUCAAGCCCGUGAGCACCAAGCCCAACACCGCUGGCUACGUCCAGCUCGGCGUCGCCCCCUAUGCCGGCGCCCUGAACCAGACCUGGUGGGAUCGAGACCUGAGCAUCGGCGGCCGUGUCAUUGUGAGCGACGAGAAGACGGGCAAGACCACUAGCAAGCUUGUCGAGCUGGACUGGCCUAUUGCUAAGAUUCCCACGCUGGCGCCGCACUUUGGCGUUGGCAUGAUGGGCCAGAACAACCCGGAGACGCAGGCGGUCCCUGUUAUCGGGCUGGAAAGCUCUAACGGUGCUGACACUGAGAUCCUGGGCUCUGCUGGCUCCUUUGUCAACACCCAGCCGCCUAAGCUGGUCAAGCUCAUCUCCAAGCAGCUCGGCAUCACGUCGUACGACUCCAUUGUCAACUGGGAGCUCGAGCUCUUCGACUCACAGCCCGCAACUGUCUUUGGCCUGGACAAGGAGCUCAUCACUGCGGGACGAAUCGACGACAAGCUGUGCUCAUGGUCUGCUCUCAUGGGUCUCCUGCACACUACGGAGUCAGAUGACGAUAGCUACAUCAAGCUGGUGGCGCUGUUCGACGACGAAGAGAUCGGAUCUCUGCUAAGACAGGGUGCUCGCGGCAACUUCCUCCCUUCCACCGUUGAACGCGCUGUCGAGGCUCUCAACCCCAGCUCCUACGGCCCUGGCGUCAUUGGCCAGACUUUUGCCAAGUCGUUCCUCUUGUCCGCCGACGUCUCCCACGCCGGCCACCCCAACUUCAUCGGCAACUACCUGCCCGAGCACAUCCCCAAGCUCAACGUCGGCCUGGUUGUCUGCGGCGACAGCAACGGCCACAUGACCACCGACGCUGUCUCAUCCGCCAUCCUGCACCGCGUCGCCAAUCUCUGCGGUGCCAAGCUGCAGGACUUCCAGAUCCGCAACGACUCGCGCAGCGGUGGCACUGUUGGCCCCAUGCUGUCGAGCGCGAUGGGUGUGCGUGCUGCUGAUGCGGGUCUGCCUCAGCUGAGCAUGCACUCUAUCCGUGCUACAACUGGUUCUUUGGAUCCAGGCUUGGGAGUGCAGUUCUUCAAGGGCUUCCUCGACUUUUGGGAAAAGGUUGAUGGUGAAUGGGAGUGA